Messenger RNA from Papilio xuthus (Asian swallowtail), 1686 nucleotides. It is a transcript of the gene ND-49, whose product is annotated as NADH dehydrogenase (ubiquinone) 49 kDa subunit. The transcript has 10 exons. The record is from RefSeq and is a predicted model, not a curated record. NCBI's taxonomy places the organism in Eukaryota, Metazoa, Arthropoda, Insecta, Lepidoptera, Papilionidae. Bases 192 to 1592 code for a protein of 466 amino acids. Gene Ontology annotation, cellular component: respiratory chain complex I. Gene Ontology annotation, biological process: mitochondrial electron transport, NADH to ubiquinone. Gene Ontology annotation, molecular function: NAD binding; quinone binding; oxidoreductase activity, acting on NAD(P)H.
UUCUGUUAGCCUUUUUUCUUGAAACUACGAAUCAAUGAAUAUGAAAUUAUUGUUUUGGUGUAUUGAAAAGAAGUCAGAAAAAAACUUAUAAUUAAGUUGGAUUAUCAUUUUAUGGAUUCUAAGUUAACGCCGACGAUUUAGUUUUUUGAUCUUCACACGAUAACGUUAAUCGUAACGUUGUAAGUCCGAAAAUGGCAUCGAUUUUCAAUGUUUUGCUGCGAAAAUCGCCAAAUUUAAGCCAAUCUACAGCUUUAUUAAAGAAUUUACCAGCAGUCUACAAUGUGAACUCUCAAAGAAAUGCGCAUCGAUGGAUGCCUGAUGCGGAGUACGUUAAGCAAUUUGAAGGAGCUGUAAUGUAUCCUGAUGAAGUUACAUCUCUUAUGAAGCAUUUGCCUUACAACAGCAUUAUUGCACCAACUGAAAAGCAGGUUCGCAACAUGGUGUUGAACUUUGGGCCGCAGCAUCCUGCUGCCCACGGUGUACUCCGCCUUGUUUUGGAGUUGGAUGGUGAGACGGUAAGAGCAGCUGAUCCCCAUAUUGGUCUUCUCCACCGUGGCACUGAGAAACUCAUUGAGUACAAGACAUACACUCAGGCGUUGCCUUACUUUGACCGUCUUGACUAUGUCUCCAUGAUGUGCAAUGAACAAUGCUUCAGCUUAGCUGUUGAAAAACUUUUAAACAUUGAUAUACCUAUAAGAGCUAAGUAUAUUCGAACACUGUUUUGUGAGCUGACACGUAUUAGAAACCAUAUUAUGGCGGUGGCAACGCACGCUUUGGAUAUUGGUGCGCUUACGCCACUGUUCUGGCUGUUUGAGGAAAGAGAAAAGUUGAUGGAACUUUACGAAAGAGUCAGCGGCGCACGUAUGCAUGCUGCGUACAUACGUCCUGGAGGUGUAGCACUAGAUAUGCCAUUAGGUCUUAUGGAUGAUAUCUAUGAAUUUGCUAUCAAAUUCUCGGAGCGUUUGGACGAGGUGGAGGAUGUGCUCACCACCAACAGGAUCUGGGUUCAGAGGACUAAGGACAUUGGUGUGGUCACUGCCGAGGAUGCUCUCAACUAUGGCUUUAGCGGUGUGAUGCUGCGUGGCUCCGGCAUCAAGUGGGACCUCCGCAAGGCGCAGCCUUACGACGCCUACCAUCUAGUCGACUUUGAUGUACCUAUUGGAACUAAGGGCGAUUGCUACGACAGGUAUUUAUGUCGUGUGGAAGAGAUGCGUCAGUCUCUACGCAUCGUGGACCAGUGCCUCAACAAGAUGCCGCCUGGUGAAGUGAAGACCGAUGACGCUAAAUUGACUCCACCCUCGCGUGAAGAAAUGAAGACAUCAAUGGAGGCCCUGAUUCAUCACUUCAAGCUGUUCUCGCAAGGCUACCAGGUGCCCCCGGGCUCCACAUACACCGCGAUAGAAGCACCCAAGGGAGAAUUCGGAGUAUACCUCGUCUCUGACGGCGGAUCUAAGCCAUACAGAUGCAAGAUCAAGGCGCCCGGUUUCGCUCACUUGGCCGCUCUAGAGAAAGUCGGCAAGAACUCCAUGUUGGCCGAUAUCGUCGCCAUUAUUGGAACACUCGAUAUCGUGUUCGGUGAAGUUGACCGAUAAAUAUUCAUUAAACGAAUUCUAGCUGAAAAUCAAGUGUAGAAAUGUAUAAUUUUAAUUUGUAAGCAAUAAAUUAUUAAGGAACACCCUUUUUUAA